ACGUAUGUGUGCUCGAUUUCUGAUGACCCGGCGGCGGUAACACUGACGCUCCAGUUGACCGUCAGCUGUGUUUGGAGGAAGAUGUUGUCGCCCGUGAGGAAUACCGUUAUUUCCACUCUGCGGCGGCUGCCCAUGCGGAGCGUGUCCACAGUGGUACAAGAGGAGCAGAUAAAUGACUUCCAAAUAGAAAAUGAACCUCUGCUGGGUUACCUCCCGGGCAGCGCUGAGAGGCAGGCACUGGAGGAGGCACUGGGUCGGCACUCCGCCACCGAGGCCGACGUGCCCAUCAUGAUCGGCGACCAGGAGCACCGCACUGACCUUGUGAGGCACCAGGUCAUGCCCCACGACCACAGCCACAGGAUCGCCCAGUUUUACUACGCCACGCCGGAGCUGGUGCGGAAGGCCAUUGACGUAGCUGUGGCCGCGCGCCCCGCCUGGGAACGCGUGCCGCUCAGCCAGAAGUUUGACAUGUGGCUCAAGGCGGCAGACUUGAUGGCCGGGAAGUACCGGCAGGAACUCAACGCCACCACCAUGCUGGGCCAGAGUAAGACUGUUAUUCAGGCUGAGAUUGACUCCGCUGCUGAGCUCAUCGAUUUCCUGAAGUUCAACGCACUCUACGCCAAGGAGGGGGUCAAGUGGCAGCCCCGGAGCCCUGAGCCCAGUGCCACCAUCAACAGGCUGCGUGUGAGGGGCAUGGAAGGCUUCGUGGCGGCCGUGUCUCCCUUCAACUUCACGGCCAUCGGGGGAAACCUUGCCUAUACGCCUGCCAUGAUGGGCAACGUGGUACUGUGGAAGCCUUCGGACACGGCCGUUCUCAGCAACUACACAAUUUACAAGAUCAUGAGGGAGGUUGGGGUGCCGGGGGGGGCUGUUAGCUUCAUCCCCGCCGACGGGCCGGUCUUUGGGGACAACAUCACAGCAUCGCCACACCUCGCAGCUAUCAACUUCACCGGCUCUGUCCCAACAUUCCAGCGGCUGUGGGGUCAGGUCGGCCAGAACCUCCCCAAGUACCGCAGUUUCCCUAAGCUUGUCGGGGAGUGCGGAGGCAAGAACUACCAUCUGGUCCACCCCUCCGCCGACCCUGAAUCUGUCGCCAACGGAACAGUGCGCUCCGCCUUCGAGUAUUGCGGCCAGAAGUGUUCCGCCUGCUCCCGCGCGUACUUCCCUGAGUCCCUGUGGCCUGAGAUCAAGGAGCGCAUGCUGACCACGCUGCAGGGGUUGAAGACAGGUGACCCCCGGCAGUACGACAGCUUCAUGGGCGCAGUGAUUGAUGGCACGGCCUUCAAGAGGAUCAGCAGCUACGUGGAGCAUGCCAGGACCUCCCCAAACCUCACCAUCCUGGCCGGGGGGAAGUGUGACGACAGCGUGGGUUACUUCGUGGAGCCAACGGUGGUGCAGACAACGGACCCACACGACCGCAUCAUGACCGAGGAGAUCUUUGGCCCGGUGCUGUCAUUGUUUGUGUACCCCGACGCUGAUGUGGACAAGAUGAUCGACAUUGCCAACCACUCCACGCCCUACGCCCUCACCGGAGCCAUCUUUGCCCAGGACAGAGCAUGGCUGGCCAAGGCGACGGAUGCCCUCAAGGACUCCGCUGGCAACUUCUACAUCAACGACAAGUCCACCGGCUCAGUCGUGGCACAGCAGCCCUUCGGAGGAGCCAGGAUGUCAGGCACCAAUGACAAGGCCGGGGGGGUCCACUACGCCCUCAAGUGGACAUCGCCGCAAGCUGUGAAGGAGACGAUGGUGCCGCUGAAGGAUGUGAAGUAUCCCUACAUGGGUUAAGGAGAUGUCGACGCCGGUGGUGAUGACGACGCCGGUCCGGUGAUUGACGCUGCCGGUGAUGACGUUGUGGUGAUGGUGGUGAUGCCUGUCGUUGUUGUUGUUGUGUGUGUGUGUGAUGGUGGUGGUGAGGGUGGUGACUGUGUGUGUGUGUGUGUGUGUGUGUGUGUGAUGUAGGGCAGUGUUGUUUCCAUUCCUGUAUAUUUUCUCUCUCUCUCUCUCUCUCUCUUCAAUAGAACACCUUAAUUUGAGUUACUUGCUUCAGGUGACGAGAUAAUUUUUAAUCAGUCUUUGAGGGACAUCUUUUCUCAAGCGUUGGUCAUAUUAUUUGCACUCCCGGAGAAAUGUGUGUGUGUGUGUGUGUGUGUGCGCGCUUCUCCACGUGUACUGGGUUCCAAGAUAAUCACGUUCCCCCACACUCCUAGGUCGAUAUUGUAAGACACUUUUGCUUCUCACAUCAGCUAUAUCUAAAGGUCAAAGAGGGGGUCAGUCGGGUUCUAAUGAGUGUUUUUUAGGUUCAUGGUACAGAGGAAGAGUCAAACUAACACCAGGGCCAUAAAACUACUCCUGGAAAUGCCCAAAACUCCGACGAAAGCCUUGGCAAAUAUAUGUUCUUGGGCGAUGAAAUGUCAAACUAACACCAAGGCCAUAAAACUACUCCUGGAAAUGCCCAAAACUCCGACGAAAGCCUUGGCAAAUAUAUGUUCUUGGGUGAUGAAAUGUCAAACUAACACCAAGGCCAUAAAACUACUCCUGGAAAUGCCCAAAACUCCAACGAAAGAUAUAUGUUCUUGGGUGAUGAAAUGUCAAACUAACACCAAGGCCAUAAAACUACUCCUGGAAAUGCCCAAAACUCCGAUGAAAGCCUUGGCAAAUAUAUGUUCUUGGGUGAUGAAAUGUCAGACUAACACCAGGGCCAUAAAACUACUCCUGGAAAUGCCCAAAACUCCAACGAAAGAUAUAUGUUCUUGGGUGAUGAAAUGUCAAACUUACACCAAGGCCAUAAAACUACUCCUGGAAAUGCACAAAACUCCGACGAAGGCCUUGGCAAAUAUAUGUUCUUGGGCGAUGAAAUGUCAAACUAACACCAAGGCCAUAAAACUACUCCUGGAAAUGCCCAAAACUCCAACGAAAGAUAUAUGUUCUUGAGCGAUGAAAUGUCAAACUAAAACCAAGGCCAUAAAACUACUCCUGGAAAUGCCCAAAACUCCGACGAAAGAUAUAUGUUCUUGGGCGAUGAAAUGUCAAACUAACACCAGGGCCAUAAAACUACUCCUGGAAAUGCCCAAAACUCCAAUGAAAGAUAUAUGUUCUUGAGCGAUGAAAUGUCAAACUUACACCAAGGCCAUAAAACUACUCCUGGAAAUGCACAAAACUCCGACGAAGGCCUUGGCAAAUAUAUGUUCUUGGGCAAUGAAAUGUUUUAUAAUACGACCCCUCGUCUGUACCACCGUAAGAAAAUGCAAUAUACACUUUAAUUUAACGGACACUUUUACUUUCUGUUCUGGCCCACACGGUCGUCACGAGUCACCCACACUCACUCGCUUCAUAACCGUCACCACACAAGAGGAGCGGUGCCUGACUCGCCGUGUUGAGCCUGAUAUUCCCUGUUACCUCACUUGCCUUGACGUCUGUUUUGUGAGGCAGUGUUUGUUCAGUUGGUCAUUUGAGGCGUCUGGUGAGGAAGGGGUGUAAGGGAUGGAGCCAUUUUUUCCCGCCUUGCACUGGGAACAUCUCACUACACAUCCCAGGAAGAACAAGACACAAGUUGCAUAGGAAAAGCGACCGUGGAUUUGGUGUUCUGAGGGUCAUUUUUCCCUCGCAACUUGUGUCUCGUUAGGGGCAUUUUUUUCCUGCUUUGUACUGGGAAAGUCACGCUACACAUCCCAGGAAGAACAAGACACAAGUUGCAUAGGAAAAGCGACCGUGGAUUUGGUGUUCUGAGGGUCAUUUUUCCCUUGCAACUUGUGUCUUGUUAGGGGCAUUUUUUUCCUGCUUUGUACUGGGAAAGUCACGCUACACCUCCCAGGAAGAACAAGACACAAGUUGCACGGGAAAAUCGACCUUGGAUUUGGUGUUCUGAGUCACUUUCUCCCUUGCAUUUUUGUCUAGUUUGUACUGGGAAAGUCAGCCUUCAUAUCCCAGGAAGAAAAAGACACAAGUUGCAUAGGAAAAGCGACCUUGUAUUUGGUGUUCUGAGUCACUUUCUCCCUUGCAUUUUUGUCUAGUUUGUACUGGGAAAGUCAGCCUACACAUCCCAGGAAGAACAAGACUUAAGUUGCAUAGGAAAAUCAACCUUGUAUUUGGUGUUCCGAGUCACUUUCUCCCUUGCAUUUUUGUCUAGUUUGUACUGGGAAAGUCAACCUUCACAUCCCAGGAAGAACAAGACUUAAGUUGCAUAGGAAAAGCGACCUUGGAUUUGAUGUUCCAAGGGUCAUUUUUCCCUUGCAACUUUUAUCUUGUUCUUUCCCGGUGCCGUCGAAAACACGUCCUUUGUCCCUCACGCCCCUUCUCCUCCCGACGCCUCAUUUGCUGUACGUCACUCGCAUACAGUCUCACUCACCAGUCCAUGAUGUUUACCUAGACUUGGUGCGCAUUCAAUCAGUCACUUGCAAUGUUGUUUGACUCACCAAAGCAUGUGCGGGAUAUUUUAAACGUGGUAUUAGUGUUUUGUUAACGAUUCUAUGGCUGGCUUGUCUUCCUACUUCCAUUUUGGGGAUGAAUUUAGACAGAAAAUCAUCCUGUUAGUAUUUAUCAGCAAUUCUGUGGCUAGUUUGAGUUUUUAUUUCCAUUUCUGGGACGGGUCGAUACUGAGUGUCCGAUUUUCACAGAGUCGACAUAUUACGAAAUCAGUCAGAAAGUUUAGUUGCAGGAGUUAAGGUUUUAUUUUAAGGUUUUAUUUGAGUAACUGUGAAUGUGACCCUGUUGACAGCAUUUGGCACUGAAGUUGAAGUUGAAAUCGAAAGAAAACUGCUUGAAAUAAAUAGAUAUAAUAUUAAGAAAGACUGCCAGGGAUGAGUUUAAGAGCUGUAGAUGCCAUGAUAGUUUGUGUACAGUUUCAGGAGUUAGGUUUAGAAAGUUGAGAAAGAAACACACUUGAGAAAAGAGAGGAAGAGGGACUGUGAGAGGGGUGAGUGCAAGGGUUUUAAAUAUCAAGAUAGUGUCUUUAGCUGCAGGAGUUAUGUUUUUAUUUUAUGGUUUUAUUUGAGUUCCUGUGAAUGUGACCCUGUUGGCAACAUUUGGCACUGAAGUUGAAGUUGUGACGGAAAGAAAACUGCUUGAAAUAAAUAGAUAAAAUAUGAAAGACUGAACAAGGAUGAGUUUAAGAGCUGUAGAUGCCAUGGUAGUUUGUGUACAGUUUCAGGAGUUAGGUUUAGAAAGUUGAGAAAGAAACACGCCUGAACAGAAGAGGAGGAGAGACUGUGAGAGUGAAGAUUUUAAGAGCUGUAGAUGUCAUAGUUUCUUAAUAGUUGCUGGAGUUUGGUUUUUAUUUUAGUCACCGUGAACUUGUGUGGGAGAGACUCGUAGCCCGUCCAGCCCCAUAAGGGAGAGUACGGAUGUUAAAUGAAAAGAAGAAGAAGAAGAGGGAAACAACUUGACACUUUUGGGGACGUGAAUGACGGGAAAGUUGAGAUGGAAAGAAACACGAUUGAAAUUGACAUGACUUGACUGAUGCAGAGUGGCUUGUGAACUGUCCGACACCACAUACCCACCACCUCACACACACUCACUCACUCACUCACUCACCAUAAACACCAGUGCCACCAGGAACACAAGAGGACACAGUAAAAAAUUGAGGAAAGGAAGAUGCUUGAGAGACGUAAAGAAAUAUAGCUUCCUGCAAAGAAAUAUAGAGGUUUGGAACAGACUAAGUGAGGAUGUAGUAUCGACGAAGAGUGUGCAAAGCUUUAAGGAAGAGUUGGACAAAUACAGAUACGGAGACGGGACCACACGAGCGUAAGCCCAGGCCCUGUGAAACUACAACUAGGUAAAUACACACACUCACUCACAAUCGCACAGAAGGGUAGAAUUGCAUGGUGUCAGAACUGUAUUACAAAGACCUGUAUUAGUUCAGUCUGUGUCCAUUGAAAAGUUUGGCACUGUCUGAUAUUGCACAAGGAAAGACACCUGCUCAGAGGCUUGGCUUGCUCUCUGUCUAUCUACGGGCCGCUUUUACAAUCACUCUUUGUUAUGAUUGUUACCAACGGCGGUGAUCGACGCUAUAGUUUUCCACGUGAAACUGGCCUAUGGGGUAGUGGCGGCUGCAGAGGAAGCAAGAGGUGUUGAGAGUGUGUGGCAAGGUGCGGGGCUAGGGCUAGGCUAAUCCCGCAGCCGCCACUACCCCAUCAGCCAGUUUUACGUGGAAAUACCAUAGCGGCAAUAACAGCCAUUGGUAACGAUCAAAACAAACAAAACAACUGUGAAAGCGGCCCUAUGUCUCUCUAUCUCUCUCUCCCCCCCUUGCAACAUGUGCCUCCCUCUUUUGCCUUAUCAAACACGUAUGUCUGACAGUAACUCACUCACACCUGGUCCUGGCUUGCUGUGUUAUGGACUCCCUCCCUCCGUGUUCCUUGCCUGUAUCUGCACCUCACUUCCCCCACGCUUGCUGGAAUCCUUUAUUGGCUCACGUGGGGGCCGCUUUCACAGUUGUUUUGUUUGUUUUGAUCGUUACCAAUGGCUGUUAUCGACGCUGUAGUAUUUCCACGUAAAACUGGCCGAUGGGGUGGCGGCUGUGGGGUUAGCCUAGCCUACCACCUUGCCACACACUCUCAACACCUCUCGCUUCCUCUGCAGCCGCCACUACCCCAUAGGCCAGUUUCACAUGGAAAUAGUAUAGCGUCGAUCACCGCCAUUGGUAACGAUCAAAACAAAGUGACUGUGAAAGCGACCCUAAGUCUCGGGCUCUCCAGAAGUGUUUGUCUAGUCACAGUUGCUGCUCUAGAGGCAGUACAGUUGGUGUGGGAGUGUUGUGUCCAUCCAGCGACCCUCCAGUACCUGCAGCUAUAAUAGUUUGAACCAGAGCCGUAGAAUAGGAGAGUCUGGCCACCUUCAUCACAGGCUCCGUGUUGUUGAGUACUCUGAGGUCAUGGUGCUGUGGUGUCACCGCUCGGGGCACCAGCAGGGCAGAAAAGACUACACUCAGGGGCCUUGUGUGUUGCAGUGCUGUAUAACCCAAUAAAGUUAAGUGCAGA
Molecule: messenger RNA, 6974 nt
Organism: Eriocheir sinensis (Chinese mitten crab)
Lineage: Eukaryota; Metazoa; Arthropoda; Malacostraca; Decapoda; Varunidae
Product: delta-1-pyrroline-5-carboxylate dehydrogenase, mitochondrial-like
Exons: 12
Coding region: 82-1785 (567 amino acids)
Cellular component (GO): mitochondrial matrix
Molecular function (GO): L-glutamate gamma-semialdehyde dehydrogenase (NAD+) activity
Source: RefSeq, a predicted model, not a curated record